AUGUAUUUUGCAGUGAUUUUGUCAACCCUGGUAUUAAGCUCUUUAGGGGCUGUACUCAAGGAUGAAAGUAGAGUCGUUGGAGGAGUAGAUACAAAAAUCGAGGAUCAUCCUUACCAAGUCUCUUUGUUGUGGAAUUUAGAUGGAAAAUCAGGACACACAUGUGGUGGUUCACUUAUUGCUCAAAAUUGGGUUUUGACAGCUGCUCAUUGUGUAGAAAAGUAUAAAUUGACUGUUAGAGUUGGCAGCAGCGAUUUGGAAUCAGGAGGCAAAAUACAUACCAUUAAAAAAAUCCAUGUUCAUCCAUAUUACGAACCUUUUGACUACGAUUUUGCCUUGCUGGAACUUGAUGAACCAGUAUUCUUGAGCAACAAAGUUCAACUUGUGAAACUUGUAGAACAAGGUGUAGAUCUGGAUGAAGGAACCUUUCUUAAUGCCACUGGAUGGGGUACAACAGCGACCGAAGAUUUGGCUCCAGUUCUUCAAUUAGUAACAGUUCCAGUAGUCAACACAUAUACUUGCAGCAAAAUUUACGACUUUGGUAUCACACAAAGAAUGUUUUGCGCUGGUUAUAUGGAUGGAACUCUUAAGGACAUCUGCUCUGGAGAUUCAGGUAGUCCUGUGGUGAAGGAUGGUAUCCAAUAUGGUGUGGUGUCUUGGGGAAAAGCUUGUGCCGAUCCAAGAUAUCCAAAUGUUUAUUCCAAAGUUAGCUACGAACGUAUAUGGAUUAAAGAAGUGUCUGGAGUUUAA
Messenger RNA from Ctenocephalides felis (cat flea), 747 nucleotides. RefSeq names its product trypsin 5G1-like. NCBI's taxonomy places the organism in Eukaryota, Metazoa, Arthropoda, Insecta, Siphonaptera, Pulicidae. The record is from RefSeq and is a predicted model, not a curated record. Gene Ontology annotation, biological process: proteolysis. Bases 1 to 747 code for a protein of 248 amino acids. The transcript is spliced from 4 exons. Gene Ontology annotation, molecular function: serine-type endopeptidase activity.